AUGACCACCAGCACAGCAUACGUACAGCGCGAACGCAAUGGCAAACAGGUCCUAGUACGCGAACAAGACAUCCAAUUGCCCUCACGCGAAGCACACCAAAGUCUUCUCUCGGUACAAUAUGUAGCCCAAAACCCCACCGAUGUACAAACACUCGACAGCAAUGCAUUCGGCAACGGCACAGUCCUUGGCUGCGAUUUCGUCGGCACCGUCGAGGAAACAGGCAAAGAAGCAAAGAACCUUAGCAAGGGUGAUGUCGUUGCAGGUCUCAUCUGGGGAGGAGAAAUCAAAGGGCUAGGUGCAUAUGGAAGUCGCAGCUUUGUGGAUGACCGUAUCAGCUUCAAGGUCCCCAAGGGUGUGAAAUUGGAAGAUGCGGCUACAGUGCCACUGGCUUGUUGUACUUCUUGGCUGGCUCUGUUUUCCAAGACCUGUUUAGCUAUUCCCAGGAAGGAAGCAAAGACCAGUGUUUUGAUCUGGGGCGGUAGCUGUAAGUGCAACAACGAGCAGAUACACGAAUUACUACUGAUUCGCCUACAGNCGAGCGUGGGAUCCUAUGCUAUCCAACUCGCUUCCAUGUACAACUUCACCAUUAUCACAACCUGCAGCCCCAAAAACUUUGACAUGGUCAAGAGAUUCGGCGCCACUCACGUAUUCGACUACAAUGACUCUACUGUUGUCGAUAAGAUCAAGGAGGUUGCCCCAGAUCUGGAAUACACAUUCGACACCAUUGGCUCCAAGGACUCUUCUGCACAGGCUUCACAGGCCAUCACCGACAAGNGGGGUGUAUUGUGUACUGUACGUCCCGGCAAAGCGAAUACUGAAAAUGUGGCUUCGCAUGUCAAAGUUACCGAUGUGCUUGUUUGGACGGCAUUCCUCAAAGACCACCAGUACAAGGAGUUUCGUUGGCCAGCUUCCAAAGAUGACCACGCACUCUCUGCCGAACUAUUCGAAAAACUUCCAUCUUGGUUGGAGCAAGAAAAGAUCAAGCCCAACAAUGUCAAGUUACUCAAUCUGGAUUCCAUCCACGAGGGCUUCGACAUGCAUCGUCAGGGCAAGAUUUCGUCUUUCAAGAUUGUGUAUAAGGUUUAG
Messenger RNA from Aureobasidium vineae, 1086 nucleotides. NCBI's taxonomy places the organism in Eukaryota, Fungi, Ascomycota, Dothideomycetes, Dothideales, Saccotheciaceae. The record is from the annotation of a GenBank genome assembly.